Molecule: messenger RNA, 917 nt
Organism: Ipomoea nil (Japanese morning glory)
Lineage: Eukaryota; Viridiplantae; Streptophyta; Magnoliopsida; Solanales; Convolvulaceae
Product: protein cornichon homolog 4-like
Exons: 4
Coding region: 186-626 (146 amino acids)
Biological process (GO): vesicle-mediated transport
Source: RefSeq, a predicted model, not a curated record
AGGAUUUCACUUUCCUUUUAUGUGUGUUAACGUCCCAAUGUUUCAGCCCUCCUGACUUUCGUUCCCAUUAAUCUCUUGUGCUUCCAAUAAAAAAUCAAUCGAGCUCCGAAAACAAUAAACGCUCCCGCCGCAUCGAUCCUCGUUUUCCGGCUCCUGAUUUCCGGCGUCGCUGCCGCCGCUAUCCUAUGCCCUCGCAGACAAUGGCAGAUGUAUGGGCAUGGAUGAUCUUCUUCUUCAUGCUCGUUGCUCUUAUUGUCAUGGUCGUUUUCCAGCUUAUGUGCCUGGCGGAUCUAGAAUUCGAUUAUAUCAACCCUUAUGACUCUGCAUCUAGGAUAAAUAAAGUUAUCCUCCCGGAGUUCAUCACGCAUGGAGUUUUAUGCUUCCUCUAUCUUGUAACUGGGCAUUGGGUUGCAGCACUUCUCUGUGUUCCAUACUUGUACUACAACGUGAGACUGUACCUAGAACGACAGCACCUGAUAGAUGUAACUGAGAUUUUCAAUCAACUCAAUUAUGAGAAGAAACGGAGGCUUUGGAAGCUUGCCUAUCUCGUUCUUCUACUCUUCAUGUCCUUAUUCAUGUUGAUAUACAGCGCUUUGGAGGACGACGACGAUGAACAUUCACUAUAGUUUCAUUAUCUCGUGCAGACUAAAUCUAAUCAGGAACCCUGAACCUGGAACAAUCAUGGUUCUGAAGUUGAGAGCUUGCAAGUAUUGUUUUUCGAACCUAUCUAUGAUUGUGGUAGGACAUUCUUGUUCUGUUGUAAGAUGCCUGGAAAUAUGUGCCCUACAUUAUGCUUAGGAGUACAUUGAGGAAUCUCAGUUCUGCUUCUUUCUCAUUUACAUUUCACUUGCUCUCUUGUAUUCCCUUGUCAUUUGAAUCUCAAGUAUUGUUCAUUAACUUUUCCUUUUUUUUUUUUU